Messenger RNA from Humulus lupulus (European hop), 1744 nucleotides. RefSeq lists its product as uncharacterized. The record is from RefSeq and is a predicted model, not a curated record. The transcript has 2 exons. The coding region runs from base 723 to 1703 and encodes 326 amino acids. Lineage: Eukaryota; Viridiplantae; Streptophyta; Magnoliopsida; Rosales; Cannabaceae.
ACUAAGGCCAUGAAAGAUCACAAGGAAGAUAUUCUCAAGAUUCCUUACGGUUGGCAGUCCCUCGCUUACCUCCUUCACGAGGAUAAGCUCCAGGCUUGCGGUCUCGUGGGUGAAGGCGAGUCCACCGAUGACUCGGGAAUCCGUGAGUUUGCGAGAUGGGAAGAUGUCCCUAUACCAACCGCCAAGCUUCCCUCCAGAAGGAGACCCUCGAGCUCACAAGCCCGAGCCUUUGUUCAUCCUCUAUUUGAGCUCCCAUGCUCAAGAACUGAAGCUCAGGACAAGGCUUCACUGAGCUUAGCAAACAGAGGUAAAAUAGUGUUAGACUUGUCCAAGUGGUCUCCUACUCUUCUUAGGCAGGAGCCUAAUGUAGUGGUUCUUUUUAACAAUCCUAGGAAGAAUUUCAUGGUCUGGUCGGGGUAGAUCUUAAAGUCCAUAGGUUCGAUAGUUGGCUAGGGAAGUACGAGACUAUGUAUAGUCUAAACGAAGUCUGGGACAGGAUUGCUAUCCAGUAUGGGACAAACGAUUAUAGGGAUUUAACGAGACUGUCUCCCACCUAUAGAGAGGGAACCCCCUUAGAGUCAUCAGAAGGCAGAGGGAUUUCCUGGUCCCCGAGCUCAAGCUCGUCAAAAUCUUCCAGUUAGGUUUCUUUUCACCUAGAAGUCUCAUCAUACACUAACAUAUAAUCAUCUCUUGAUGUUUUGUUCUUCCUUUUUUCAGGUGAGAUGGAUUCGAACUUGGACAAACUUCUCAAUAAACAUGUUGCCUCAAGAGCAAACAAACACCACCGAGCAUCUCAAAAGGGGGGCCGCCCUUCCAAGCUCACCAAGAAGUCUGAUCUGCCCCCAUUAGUCUCGAAGCCUUCCGACCUAGGCCAGGUCACCGACCCUACAAGACUAACGGAAGUCGUGGCCCCUCCUCCUGCGAGUCAACUAAAACAAGCUCAUCUUGCCCAGCCUCCUAUCCAAGACUGCCACCUCACUAUCACAACCUACAUGCUUAAAUUUGUGGUCGAUAGCGCUGCCGGUACUUCUGGGGUCCAGCUUGGUUCUGAUGCAUUGACUUGUGUGAGCCAAUGCCUUAGCAGCCUCGGGGCUCCCCAGUGGGAUUUCUUGACCACCUGCCAGAAUGCCAACACUCUUUUUGACAAGAGUGGAGAGUUACUCUCUUCAGCCUUCUUAACCUUCAUUCAGCAUAAUUAUAUCCUGAACCAAGAGGUUGCAACGAGCAAGGUGCAUGCCCAAGAGGCCAGAGAUGCACAGCUCAGGGCCAAGGACGAUCUUAAAAAGGCUCGGCUAGAGAUGGAAGCAGCCCGGAGGGAGGUGGAAGCUAAAGAUGCAGAGAUUAAGACGGUCCAGGAGCUGGACGCCACGCUAGAAGCAACCCGUAAGGAGGUGGAGGCCAGGGAUAUAGAUAUCAGAAGGGUCCAGGGGAAAAAUGCCAAGUUGGAGGAGGAUAAGAAGACGACUUUCGAGUUCAUCGAGAGUGAGAAUGCUUGUCUUCUUGAAGAGUUUAGGACCAAAAAAGAUCACAUCGUUGACAUGGCGAUGUAUCGCAUCUGGGCUAACAAGCCCGACCUUGAUACUAGUUUCUGUCCACCAGGGAAACCGAGUUUGUCACCAGAUGGCAAGCUUGAUUGGAUGAGGAAGUGGCCAUGCUCGAUGCUGAAGAGGCGGUGGAGGCCAUCGAGCAAGCCGGGACUGUAGUUGAUGGGGCCGCCAAUCCUUAAAUUCCAACUCAUGGUUUG